This is a messenger RNA of Penicillium vulpinum, 1053 nucleotides long. Its product is annotated as GNAT family N-acetyltransferase. Bases 1 to 1053 code for a protein of 350 amino acids. The record is from RefSeq and is a predicted model, not a curated record. NCBI's taxonomy places the organism in Eukaryota, Fungi, Ascomycota, Eurotiomycetes, Eurotiales, Aspergillaceae. Gene Ontology annotation, cellular component: NatA complex. Gene Ontology annotation, biological process: mitotic sister chromatid cohesion. The transcript has a single exon.
AUGGCAUACCAGAUCUUUCCAAAGAACCAGACGAGACCAGCGACUUCUUCAUCUUUGUCUCCUCCCCCGACCAACCGUCACCCUGCGCGGCCUCCUAUACACCCCCCUCCAGUCCAACCGCCUCAAUCAGCUGUCGCAAACACGUCUGGCCCGAAACACUCAAAAGAAGAUGUCUUUGUCCCAUAUCCUCAAGAUAUUCCAGCUAGUUUGGCGACUCCACAUCCCCAUAUAACAGUACAGAAAGUCAACACAGCGCAUAUCCCUUCCUUGACGCGGAUCACGGGCUUACUUCUUCCCAUCCGCUACCCAAACUCGUUCUACACAGCUAUUAUAACGGAUCCAGUGAUUGCCUCUCUUUCAAGGAUUGCUAUCUAUCAUGAUCACCCUGUUGCUGCGGCCCCAGGGUGCGGCGCAUCUGCUGGGACGGACAAAGUGAUCGGGGGCAUCCGGUGUCGGCUAGAGAGAAUCGGACAGGCAGAGGACUCAAACAAAGAGACCCAAGUCCAAGGGAAAAAUUGCCCCACAAACAUCUACAUCCAGACCCUACACCUUCUCUCACCAUACCGUGGCUGCGGUGUGGCUGCAUCACUGUUGAAUUCGCUUCUCUUUGCGUCGCCGCCGGACCGCAAGGGCAAGGACUCAUACCAGGUAUCUGAGCUUGUCAGGCACUACAAUAUCCGCUCUGUUACAGCACAUGUCCAUGAGGCAAACGAAGAGGGAUUAAAAUGGUAUAUUGCGCGUGGAUUUAGGGUCGACGGUGACAUAGCCGAAUACUAUCGGCGACUGAAGCCGUCUGGCGCGAAGAUCGUACGACUAGAUUUGAACUGGAAUGCAGAAGAUGAAACAUAUGCUCCGACAGAAAGCAAUGCUCAGACCAUGACUUCUCCCGGCGAAGUAGAAGACGAGGACUGGGAGAAGGUGGAGGCGGAGGAUGGCGAAGAAGGUGACCAUGGGAUACAGCAUUUGAACGAGUCGCAAGUCCUUGAAAACCAGGAUACACCUUCGCGCAAGCGCAAGGCUGAAGACGACAAUCACAAGCGUCAAGUGGAGUGA